ACAACACCCACCCAUAUGCCGUUUUCACCGCAAGCCCGAGGGACUCAGGCCUGUGGGUCCGCUAGUGCCUGGGUGCUGAGCGCGACCCUCCACGCGCGUCACAGCCACGGAAGCUCCCGGCGCAGGCUGAGCUCAGGAAAACGCCACGCGAGCCUGUCCUCACCGCCUGCGUCGGACACGCGUCGCGCCCCACACUCGAGCCCAGGGGAGAACCUCUAUCAUUCGCCACUCAAGCACCAACUGCCGGUAGGGGAACAGGCGCACCUGCGCGGUGACGUCACGGCGCGUCGUGCGCCGGGUCAAAGUUCGGCCCCGCCCCGCUUCCGCUCGCUGUCUCCCCUAGGCCUGCGCCGCCGCUGCUCGUGGCCCGGCUCCGCUCGCAGUGCGCCGCCGCCAUCCUCUCCGAGCGCUGCCUCGCAGGCCGCCAUGGCGAACGUGGCCGACACGAAGCUGUACGACAUCCUGGGUGUCCCGCCCGGCGCCAGCGAGAACGAGCUGAAGAAGGCAUACAGAAAGUUAGCCAAGGAGUAUCAUCCUGAUAAGAAUCCAAAUGCUGGAGACAAAUUUAAAGAAAUAAGUUUUGCAUAUGAAGUAUUGUCAAAUCCAGAGAAACGCGAGUUAUAUGACAGAUAUGGAGAACAAGGUCUUCGGGAAGGUAGCGGUGGAGGUGGCGGCAUGGAUGAUAUUUUCUCUCACAUUUUUGGUGGAGGAUUAUUUGGCUUUAUGGGCAAUCAGAGUAGAAGUCGAAACGGCAGGAGAAGAGGCGAAGACAUGAUGCAUCCACUCAAAGUAUCCUUAGAAGAUCUGUAUAAUGGCAAAACAACCAAACUACAACUUAGCAAGAAUGUACUCUGUAGUGCAUGCAGUGGUCAAGGUGGAAAAUCUGGAGCUGUCCAGAAAUGUAGUGCUUGCCGAGGUCGAGGUGUUCGCAUUAUGAUCAGACAACUGGCUCCAGGAAUGGUGCAGCAGAUGCAGUCUGUAUGCUCUGACUGUAAUGGAGAAGGAGAGGUAAUUAAUGAAAAGGACCGCUGUAAAAAAUGUGAAGGGAAGAAGGUGAUUAAAGAAGUCAAGAUUCUUGAAGUUCAUGUAGACAAAGGCAUGAAACAUGGACAGAGAAUUACAUUCACUGGGGAGGCAGACCAGGCCCCAGGAGUGGAGCCAGGAGACAUUGUUCUUUUGCUGCAGGAGAAAGAACAUGAGGUGUUCCAGAGAGAUGGGAAUGAUUUGCACAUGACUUACAAGAUAGGACUUGUUGAAGCUCUAUGUGGAUUUCAGUUCACUUUUAAGCACCUUGAUGGCCGUCAGAUUGUGGUGAAAUACCCCCCUGGCAAAGUAAUUGAACCAGGAUGUGUUCGUGUAGUCCGAGGUGAAGGAAUGCCUCAGUAUCGUAAUCCUUUUGAAAAAGGUGAUCUGUACAUAAAGUUUGAUGUGCAGUUUCCUGAAAACAACUGGAUCAACCCAGAUAAGCUUUCUGAGUUAGAAGAUCUUCUGCCAUCUAGACCAGAGGUUCCUAACAUAAUUGGAGAAACCGAGGAGGUAGAGCUUCAGGAGUUUGACAGCACUCGAGGCUCUGGAGGUGGUCAGAGGCGGGAAGCCUAUAAUGAUAGCUCUGAUGAAGAGAGCAGCAGCCAUCACGGGCCUGGGGUGCAGUGUGCCCACCAGUAAACUCUGCAGGCAAAUUGCACAGGUGGAUUUUCUUUCCAUGUUUGCCUGAUUUGUUCUCAGCAAUCCAGCUGGAGUGUGAUCGAUCCAGAUGAACUGAUGGACAUCUGUUGGUCUCUGUGUAACUUUUAAAAUUGGUAUAGUAUCUUACAGAGUGUAUAAUUUAAACUAACCACAAAGCUUUACAUCUUCAUUUUGACCUUUCUGUAGCAGAAUAAAGCACUCGAAAGGAAACAAGACUCCCUUUCACACCUGGGUUCUAAGUUUCAGUCCUGGUAUCUGUGCUUGAUUUUUAUCAGUUUCGUGCAGAUUUUAUGUUUAUUUUAAAUUCAGACCCCACAUUGUAAAGUUUGUACAAUUUGCCCUGAAGCUUUGUGUUUGGCUGCACCUGCAUAAGCUGCUACAAAUAGAAUAAAGAAUCUCAUAGCCUGUAUCUAUCAUUUAGAUGCAUGGAAAAAUGGGCUUUGCACACAAUGGGUUUGGAGCUGAGUGGGAACAAUUGAAAAAUUACAUUAGCAAUGGUUGUAAAGUUUUUUUUUUUUUUAACCAUCUUGUGAAAGGUGUCCGAAACUCGAUAAUAAAAAGCAGUUGGUGUAAAUUAUUCUUUGUGUCACAUUUUUAGAAGGAAGAACAUAGUUUGAACUAUAAAAUGUAUUCUCAAACUAAAGAACAUUUUGCUUAGUUCUGGUUUUUAAACAGCCCAUAGAAACCCAUUGGCCUAAAGCAUAUACUGUAGGCACCUGCCCAUUUGUAGUCUAAAAGAUAAAAAUUGGUAGAAACAGGAUUUAUUGACUUCAGUGAUACUUUGUGGAGUCAAGGACAUCUGAGUUCUAUGUUAGGAUCCUGAACACUGGGGCUAGCCCAGGCCUCUAUCCAUCUCCCUUUUUAAAAUAAGGUGAUAGUGAAUCCAUAGUAGAACCAUGUUUGCAUAGAACCCGUUAAAUUGCUCUGUUUUCAUUAAAUGUUAAGUUAAAAGAUGCUCUGUCUCUAUUAAGGUGAAUAUUUGAAAUUGGGGGAAGCAUUUGACUAUUCGAUUUUCUAUGUUUUAUAGAAAAGUAAGACACAGGCUGGUAUGAGAAAAAUUAGGUAAAACUUUGAAAAGGUGUUAUUCCUCUCCAUUUGAUUAUUACCUUUUUACUCCCAGAGUAGAUAUGUUUUAAGCAUGCUUAUUUGAGGGAAAAGAAACAUCAGGUGCACCUUUUACAUUUGUAAAGCAACAUGGAGAAAACAAAAACUAAAAUUUUAGAAUGGAUUAUGCCAUCGUGGUCCUAAAUACAGUACGUAAUUUUUUUUUCUGGGUCUUUCAGAAUCUUGAUGAGAAAAAGUGCCCUGACAUUAAUCAAGGCCUGUGAGGUUUAAAUUAUUGCCCUCUUUUACUCUACCUCCAUUGUACAAAAAACACUUUGCAACAAGCCUGGACAAGAUUCAACAGCAUAGUAGUUUUGUAUUCAAGGUUAUUUCCCCACAACACUUUAAGCAUAAGAAAUGUAGUGGCAAUAUAAAGUUUGUAGCCUUUCCAAUAAAGGUUUAUAAAACA
Cavia porcellus (domestic guinea pig) is the source of this 3199-nucleotide messenger RNA. RefSeq names its product DnaJ heat shock protein family (Hsp40) member A2 (gene Dnaja2). Gene Ontology annotation, molecular function: Hsp70 protein binding; ATP binding. NCBI's taxonomy places the organism in Eukaryota, Metazoa, Chordata, Mammalia, Rodentia, Caviidae. The coding region runs from base 16 to 1665 and encodes 549 amino acids. The record is from RefSeq and is a predicted model, not a curated record. Gene Ontology annotation, cellular component: cytosol; cytoplasm. Gene Ontology annotation, biological process: response to heat; protein refolding. The transcript has 9 exons.